AUGGAGACAUUGAGCAAAGCAAUUAGCACCAAAAGAAGGAUAUCCUCUCUACCAGAGCUUGGAACAAAUGAGGCAAGUCAUAAUUCAAAAAAUACAUUCAUGGUUCCUGAUUCAUUAAGCCAGAAAACAAAUGAGAGACGCAAAGGUCUUAUAAAGGUUUAUGCAAGGCUAUCUUCUGCAAUGGCAACAAGAUAG
Messenger RNA from Dovyalis caffra, 195 nucleotides. The record is from the annotation of a GenBank genome assembly. Lineage: Eukaryota; Viridiplantae; Streptophyta; Magnoliopsida; Malpighiales; Salicaceae.